UAGUUAAUCAGUGAUCUACUGUAUUACGUCACUUUAAAAUCCCCUUUCAGCGGAUGUUGACUUGUUAGGCAGCUCUAGCUGUUAGCUAACAUCUAACAACUUUCAGUACGGCACCGACCUCGAGUUGGCUACCUUUCUAAUAAAAAAUCAGUCACCGAGUGACUUCAAGUCCGAAGAGACUUUUGAUUGGACCUCCAUCUCCACCCCCUUUCCCUGUCCAGAAGUCUGCCCAGUAUGUCCAGUGACCCCCCUCCUCCUUACCCUGGAGGGCCCAGCGCCCCACUCAUUGAGGAGAAAAAUGGACAACCAGAAGCGGCUCCUGUAAGAACAGCUCCCCAACAAGGACAGCCCUUACCUCCAGACUAUGGUCCUCCCCCCUAUGAGGCCACGCAGCCAGGCUUCCUACCCCCACAUGUCCCUGGUGAAGGGCCCAUGCCCAUGCCUAUGCCCAUGCCACCACCACAAGGUGGCUUCUACCCUCCUCCACCUGGUCACUUUCCUCACCCCAUGCCAGGACAGAUGGGUCCUGGUCCAAGUCACUUCACCCAUAUGGGAGGUCACACAGCUACAGUCUUGGCACCCCCAGGUGCAGCCACCACGGUGACUGUCCUGCAGGGGGAGAUGUUCCAGUCCACACCGGUGCAGACUGUGUGUCCGCACUGCCAGCAGGCCAUCAUCACCCGCAUCUCCCAUGAUGUCGGCCUCAUGAACACGCUCUUCUGCCUCUUCUGCUUUUUUGUGGGGUGUGAUCUUGGCUGCUGCUUGAUUCCCUGUCUGAUUGACGACCUCAAGGAUGUGACACACACCUGCCCUUACUGUAAGGGCUACAUUUACACAUACAAGCGUAUAUGCUAACCACCGACAGCUGUAUGCUACAAAGACAUGUAUAUGCACACACAUUAAAUCCACAGCUCCCCCUGCUGGUAAUGACAGGCUUUCCCCCCCCAUUUUGCUCAGUGUUGUGCAGCCCUCUUUAAUAGUAGGUGCGGUUUUAUCAUUAGUUCACUGAAUCUUUAUUGUAUAUAUCUUUCAGCAUUUAACAUUUAUGUAUAAACAUGUAGUUCAAAUCUCACACUGGACUACAGGAGAUCAAGGGCACCAAAUCAUCCACAAAGAUGGAUAAGUGGCAGACACACGGGUAUAUCUGAUACUGUAUGAGAACCAAUUGGUGAAGGAAACGCAUGGGACAUCAUGCAUCUGGGAUGGGAAAAAUAUCCAAGAGUAGACAGAUAGUCUCAUUUAGGGAAGCUGUGAAAACGGUCACUUUAUUAAGUUGAAAUCAUCUGUGAAUCUUGCUGAGAAGCAGGCGUACUUCAGUUAACAUUAGCUGGGUCAGUGUUUUUGUUUUUCAGUUUAUUUUAAAUAUUUUAUCCAUUAUUUAAACAUGUUAAUACUGAGAUAUGUGAACAUCUCUGUCCAUUUCUGAUAAGUAUUUAUGUUCUAAUUUACCUAGUCUUUCCUGUAUUCUGCAUAUAUCCCUCCUUGAAUGUCAGUAAAAUUAACUAAACAUUUAUUUUUAUCUUAAUAAACUAAUUUAUUUACUUUCUUGCGAACAACCAAGGUUGUUAUGUUACUCGCUAUGUUUAUGAAUCUACUGGGUCAUAGCCACUUGUCACAAGAUGUUCAAUCAACUAAGGAUGAGUUGUUACAUUACCCAUUGUCCAUCAUACUGUACUUAAUUUUGAUAAUAAAGCAACUAUUUGCACUUUUGAGUUUAAAUUGACAUUAUCCCAUGUAAACUUUAAUGCAUUCAUGGCAACAUCACUUACCCCCUCGUUCUCAGUUCAGUGGAAGAUCCAGUGGUUUUACCUUGUCACUUUAGUCGUAAAAACAGAAUAUAAUAAUGGUUAUACUGAGCCUGUAGUUCAGCAUGUCAGUCAUCAGCCAGGACUGAGAACUCUCAACAUGAAUUUGUUCAGAAAGGAGUGCAGUGAAAGCAGCUCGGCCAGUAAAUCUGCUCUGUCAGAGGGUGUUGUUAUUAAUGAUGGAGACGCUCUGCGUGACAUCACAGUAAUCUUGUGUCCUCUCUCUGGCCAUAUGUCCAGUCUGCUGAGAGUCCUGUGCGUCAGUCUGCACUCUCUGAUGCACCAGUCCAAACUAGAUUUUUCUUUCACUGAUGAAAAAUGUUGGCUGAUGAUUCUUUGGUACCAGGGUGAACAGGUAGGUAGCUUAAAAUGGGAAAGUGUUAGCAAAAAAAAAAAAAAAAAAAUCACCUACAUUGGUGACACCAUCAUAAUAACACUUAAAUAGGCCUGCAGUCAA
Myripristis murdjan (pinecone soldierfish) is the source of this 2262-nucleotide messenger RNA. RefSeq names its product cell death-inducing p53 target 1 (gene cdip1). The record is from RefSeq and is a predicted model, not a curated record. The transcript is spliced from 5 exons. Gene Ontology annotation, biological process: intrinsic apoptotic signaling pathway in response to DNA damage by p53 class mediator. Gene Ontology annotation, molecular function: zinc ion binding. Lineage: Eukaryota; Metazoa; Chordata; Actinopteri; Holocentriformes; Holocentridae. Bases 235 to 855 code for a protein of 206 amino acids. Gene Ontology annotation, cellular component: cytoplasmic side of late endosome membrane; cytoplasmic side of lysosomal membrane; nucleus.